Molecule: messenger RNA, 372 nt
Organism: Phytophthora sojae
Lineage: Eukaryota; Oomycota; Peronosporomycetes; Peronosporales; Peronosporaceae
Exons: 1
Coding region: 1-372 (123 amino acids)
Biological process (GO): regulation of transcription by RNA polymerase II
Cellular component (GO): nucleus; CCAAT-binding factor complex
Molecular function (GO): DNA-binding transcription activator activity, RNA polymerase II-specific; RNA polymerase II cis-regulatory region sequence-specific DNA binding; protein heterodimerization activity
Source: RefSeq, a predicted model, not a curated record
AUGGCCAGCAAGGAGGAGCACAACGACGACGAGAUCCGCGAGCAGGACCGCUUCCUGCCGACGGCCAACAUCUCGCGGAUCAUGAAGGUGUCGCUGCCGUCCACGGCCAAGAUCGCCAAGGACGGCAAGGAGACGGUGCAGGAGUGUGUGAGCGAGUUCAUCUCGUUCAUCACGAGCGAGGCCAGCGACAAGUGCCAGCAGGAGAAGCGCAAGACCAUCAACGGCGACGACAUCAUCUGGGCCAUGAGCACGCUGGGCUUCGACAGCUACGUGGAGCCGCUCAAGCUCUACCUGCAGAAGUACCGCGAGUCGGUCAAGGUGGAGAAGAACGACAAGAAGGACAACGUCGGCUCCUUCGGGGCGUCCUCUUAG